Molecule: messenger RNA, 5165 nt
Organism: Camelus dromedarius (Arabian camel)
Lineage: Eukaryota; Metazoa; Chordata; Mammalia; Artiodactyla; Camelidae
Gene: STK32C
Product: serine/threonine kinase 32C
Exons: 13
Coding region: 3374-4639 (421 amino acids)
Biological process (GO): protein phosphorylation
Molecular function (GO): protein kinase activity; ATP binding
Source: RefSeq, a predicted model, not a curated record
GCCCGAUCCCCAGCGCUGGCCCGCUGCCCGCGACCUCCUCCGCCAGGCAGUCGGGGACACACACAGCGGUUGGAGCGUCCGGGACAAAGGGGUCAUGUGUGCUGAAGCCCGGAGAGUCAGGAUGCGCGAGGAGGGCGCGGCGGGGGCCGGUGGGCCCUUCGGGGGACCGCGGCUUUCACACGAGAAAGCUCGAAUUUCAGGUUAUCCGCCGGCGUCAAGAACUUGAAAGCUCUUCCCGUUUUUUUAUCUUCCCGUAUGCAGCAGCAGCCCUACUUCCUCUUGGGGUCAGGGACGGCUGUCCCAGUUGCCGUCCUCACACGGACACCCAUCGCCCAGAGGGAGAAGGACGCAUCCUUCCCAGAAGCACCCCCCGCCCCCGCCCCCACUCCCAAUAAUUGCCUCUGUCAUCUGGCCAGAAUUGCUUCGGUUAUGUUACCUAGACCAGUCAGUGGCCCGAAGGGAAAGGAGACCACCACCAGGGCUCGAACCAAUCAGUAUUUCUCUCUGGGUCUGGGUCCCCUCCUCGAGUCUGUAUCAGUCAGGCGCGGAGCCACUGGCGGAUGACAUGGUUAAGGGGUUUGGCCUGCGGUUGCGGGGCUGGUUGGGCAGUCUCUGAAGGCUGCUACCCUGUGCCUGACGCCACAGCUGGAAGUGUGCGGAGCAGGUAGUCUGGAAGGGAAGGUGCAGCAGUGAGGACAGAUGAACCUGCAGCAAACUGGACACCGGGAGCCUAAGCUGGACCCCACGGGGAUGCAUGGAGCACGUGGCUGUCCUGCAGAAGCUGGCACUGUUGGUCACAGAACUACACACACACCUAGCCCAGGAGUUGAAGAAGCUCUGUGCUGGGCAGAGUGGGCCCCACAACAUCACCAAGUUCUUGUCUCCAUGCUGGGCAGGCUUCCCUGUCCUGGGUGGAGCAUCUGCACUGACCCAGCCUCUCUGCUCCAGGCUCCAGCACCUGUCCCCCACCCAGUGUUGGCUGCCCAGCCGAGUCGGGGCGAAGUCCAUCGGGGGGACACAGCUGACUGGUCCCUGCAGAGACUGACCCACAGCUGUGACCUUGGAGGGCAAAUAUCCCAGCUGCCCAGUAUGGAUACCCCACCCAACACUUACAAGCUGCUGCUGGACGCUCUCCCGGGCAGGUGGCCUCCCCCAGCCAGACGGCACUUUCCCAGGGCCUGAAAAGCACACGAGGUGCUGCAAGUCUUGUCUCAGCAUCACAGCCCCACGACGGAGUCAGAGAGCGAGGCGAUGACAGCCCGCUUGGAGCCACAGGAACCAGGACGAUACAGGAAAUUGACUUGGACCUUUCUUCCAAAGACUUCAGGAGAGUUUGUGUAGAACUGCCUCAGAAACAAGGGUUCUCCCCCAACCCUUUCUCCCCGCGUGGCCCUCACCCUUGACAAGCCCCCAGGGCAGAUCUGAGGUUCACUUUCAAUUUAAAAGUGUACCGGGUAUCAUGAGAGGACAGUCACUGUGGAGGGUGGCUUGGUGGCUCCUGUGUGUCAGAACUGGGGGGUGGGGGUGGAGACGCAGCCAGCCCCAGGCCUGGAGGGGAGCUCAGGCUGGUGGCAGCCACCUCCCUGCCUGCUCCAGAGUGACGUUCUCCCAAGAAAAGGUAAAAGUGUCUAAUGUAAAGAGCUCUGAAUCCAGUGUGCGCCCGAGGGAAAAGGUGUGGACCAAUGAGUUUCAAUCUGCGUCCGUUUGGGGCGGGCGACAAUGGUGGGUGACAGGAUGGGGCGGUGCCACGCCACCAGCCCGCAGACGUCACACGUGGACACGGCCGGCCCCUCCCGGUUCACCAUACGCGGGCUCUGCGCUCUGGGAGCCGGGCGGGCAUCCCGAUGCGCUCGCGUGAGCCUGCACUGGAGACGUCGGCCCCGAGUCUCCCAGCCUGUAAUUCGUGUCACUGUGAGGCGGGUAGGACAGGACGUGGGCGAUAGCCUGCACGCAGAAGGCACCCGCUGCACUUGUGCUCCCUUCUUGUUGUUCAUGGAGGCUGAAUAGUUCAGGUUAAGCGUGACUCCACUAGACAAGCCUCGUUCAGGGUAAAGGAAUGUCUCUAAAGAGGAGAUUUUUAAUAAGCAGGCCUAGGAAGUGCCCAGUAGACUGAGACCCAGCUGCCUAAUAGCAAGACACUUUGGAACCUUGUUUUUCUGCCCUUUGGAGGUGCUUUCCUGGUGCACACCCUGAUUGCUAUGGAUGAGGAAACUCAAGCUCAGAGAGGCUAAGGACUUGCUGGGGCCACAUAGCGAGAGAGUGGGGCUGGGGGCCCGAUCAUCAGUCGCUGGAGGACUGAGGUUCCAGUGCCGGCUAUUUUUCAAAUGUGAAGAAAAAGAAAAGGAUUCAAAACCUCACCAGUCACAGAGGAUAAGAAUGAAAAAUUCAACUGCAAAAGAAAUAAGAGUUCUACCCCAGGGCGAGCAGACUGCAGCUCCUGGCCCUGCCUUAGUCCUUGACCAGCGGCUGGGCCCUCAGACGCCCUGCUCAGCUCACAGCGGCCAGCGCGUCCUUUCAGGGGCCUGUCUUGGGCAGCGCCGUCCGCCCCAAUGUGGGUGGGGCACGAGCUCUGAGAGCCGGUGGCCAGGGAGAGCCUGCAGACUGAGGCGUCAUGCACACGGCUGAGUGGCCACCACCCACCUGCUCCCUGGGGGCCGGGGACCCGCAACAGGUGAGGCCUCCUCCCCAGGCCCGCUCCUCCAGGCAGCCAGCGCGCCCAGCCCAUCCCACCCCAGCGCCUCGCCUUGGUCCGCAGGCCCCCAGCCCCCAGGAGCUCUGGGUCCACGUCCUCUGUGAUGCAGCAGACAGACAGGAGCAGAGGCCUGAGUGCUCUUGGAGCUUUGUGUUCACGUGGGAAGCACAUGAGUGGCCUGUGGUCCCAGAAGAAUGAGAGCCCACGGUACCCACCACACUGAAUCCACAUCCCUGAGAUGAGCCAACCACGGCCGCCCUGCAGACCUCGAGUCAACGGCCGAUGCUGGACACUGUGGCUGCCAAGUUUGGGGUGGUCACUAUGCAGAGUUCUUGUGGGAAGAGCUGGCUGUGAGGCUGCUUUGUCUCCUACAGACUCUCUGGGACAAUGGCCAAGGUGACCCAAGGCCGCUCCCUCCGGGGUCCCCAGCGAGCAGGCAUCUCCUCCCUCCAGCGGAGCCUCUUCACCCCGUCUUGUCUGCAGUCUCCUCUUCUGAGGUACAGCAGGUGAAUGCAGAGCAUGUGGAUUAUACGCUGAAGAGCGUGGGGCUACGACAAACUGAAACGAAAGACCACAGCCCGUUGGUAAAGUCACAAGGCAAGGCUUUUAGUGAAUUGACUGAGUUGUGCAGCCAUCACCGUGCUCCAGCUGUAGCACAUCCCCCUCGCCCCCCAGAUCCCCAUGGAUCUGAGUGUUGACCUUCCUCAUUCUCACCUCCAGCCCCAGAUUCCUAGGAGUGGAAUUGCUGGCUCAUCUGUGAACUUGGACCACUUCCAGAUCCUGCGUGCCAUUGGGAAGGGCAGCUUCGGCAAGGUGUGCAUCGUGCAGAAGCGGGACACGGAGAAGAUGUUUGCCAUGAAGUACAUGAACAAGCAGCAGUGCAUCGAGCGGGACGAGGUCCGCAACGUGUUCCGGGAGCUGGAGAUCCUGCAGGAGAUCGAGCACAUCUUCCUGGUGAACCUCUGGUACUCCUUCCAGGACGAGGAGGACAUGUUCAUGGUGGUGGACCUGCUCCUGGGUGGAGACCUGCGUUACCACUUGCAGCAGAACGUCCAGUUCUCUGAGGACACCGUGAGGCUGUACAUCUGUGAGAUGGCGCUGGCCCUUGACUACCUGCGCAGUCAGCACAUCAUCCACAGGGACGUGAAGCCCGACAACAUUCUCCUGGACGAGCAAGGACACGCGCACCUGACCGACUUCAACAUUGCCACCAUCAUAAAGGAUGGCGAGAGGGCUACCGCGCUGGCCGGGACCAAGCCCUACAUGGCUCCGGAGAUCUUCCAGUCUUUCGUCAACGGUGGUACCGGCUACUCCUUCGAGGUGGACUGGUGGUCGGUGGGCGUGAUGGCCUACGAGCUGCUGCGUGGAUGGAGGCCCUACGACAUCCACUCGAGCAACGCCGUGGACUCCCUGGUGCAGCUGUUCAGCACUGUGAGUGUCCAGUAUGUCCCCACCUGGUCCAAGGAGAUGGUGGCCCUGCUGCGGAAGCUGCUCACUGUGGACCCCAAGCACCGCGUGUCCAGCCUGCGGGACGUGCAGGCGGCCCCGGCGCUGGCCGGCGUGCUGUGGGCCGAGCUCAGGGAAAAGAAGGUGGAACCUGGCUUCGUGCCCAACAAAGGCCGCCUGCACUGCGACCCCACCUUCGAGCUGGAGGAGAUGAUCCUGGAGUCGAGGCCGCUGCACAAGAAGAAGAAGCGCCUGGCCAAGAACAGGUCGCGAGACAGCAGCAGAGACAGCUCCCAGUCGGAGAAUGACUACCUUCAGGACUGCCUUGAUGCAAUCCAGCAGGACUUUGUGAUUUUUAACAGAGAAAAGCUGAAGAGGAGCCAGGACCCCGUGAGUGAGACCCGGCCUGCGCCCGAGCCCAGCGAGGCAGCAGGCGGCGAGGGGAUGCGCCCCGCCCUGCCCGUGUGCGGCUCCAUCUGCCCCUCGGCUGGGAGCGGCUAGGCAGCCCCCCAGCCCGUGGAGGUAACUCAGGUCACGUUGGAGACUCAAGGCCUCCAGAGGGACUGGACGGCGGGCGGCGGGCAGUGGGCGAGGCCCAGCGUGGACUUUCCCAGCCGAGGAGCCUGGCACGUCCAAACACAGGCCCUGGCCGAAUUUUCACUGGCGCAGUCUGACCGCUGAGCCUGCCCCUGGCUCUCAGUGGCACAUGGUGACAAGCGGCUGUUGGUGCGGCUGAGAGCGGUGGGCAAGGAGGGUGGGCGCCACAGGCCGCUCCAGUCACCUGUCACGGUGGAGGGGGCACGUGGCCGCCUGCGUGGACUCUCCUGGUGGCCCCUGCAUGGGCCGCGUGGUGGGACAGGCGCUCUGGUCUCCGGCCACCUGUCAGCUGUCCAUGGCCCGCGUCCCCGCUGUCAGCUGCCCGCCGUCGUGAGCCUGCUGCCCGGAGCCGUGGGGCGGCCCAGGGUCCACCGGCUUCUUGUACUUCGAAGUGGGGAGGGUCGUGGGUGUGAAGAAUGUUUUCUAGAGA